Capsicum annuum is the source of this 540-nucleotide messenger RNA. RefSeq lists its product as uncharacterized. The transcript has a single exon. Lineage: Eukaryota; Viridiplantae; Streptophyta; Magnoliopsida; Solanales; Solanaceae. The coding region runs from base 1 to 540 and encodes 179 amino acids. Gene Ontology annotation, molecular function: RNA-DNA hybrid ribonuclease activity; nucleic acid binding. The record is from RefSeq and is a predicted model, not a curated record.
AUGUUCUUCGAUGAAGUAGCGAACUUCAAAGGAGUUAAAAUUAGAGCAGUCCUAGUUUCAAAAACAGGUCAACACUACCCAAUAUCGGUAAAGAUUAGGUUUCCUUACACAAAUAACAUAGCAGAAUAUGAGGCUUGCAUUCUCGGGCUUAGGAUGGCAGUAGACAUGGACAUUAAAGAGCUAUUGGUGAUAGGAGAUUCAAAUUUGUUGAUCCAUCAGGUGCAAGGAGAAUGGACCACAAAGAAUGUCAAAAUCCUUCCUUAUGUGGAAUGUGUUAAGGAAUUGAGCAAAAGGUUUAUGAAGAUCGAAUUCAAGCAUGUCCCUCGAAUUCAAAAUGAGUUUGCUGAUGCCUUGGCGACACUAUCUUUAAUGAGUCAGUAUCUAGAUAAGAAUUACAUUGAUCCCAUAAAAGUGGAAAUACACGGCCAACAAGCCUAUUCUUUCCAUGUAGAUGAAGAGACAGAUGGAAAGCCGUGGUACUACGACAUUAAGAGGUUACUUAGAGCAGGAGGAUAUCCAGAAGGUGCUACUGACAAGUAG